Coffea eugenioides is the source of this 992-nucleotide messenger RNA. Its product is annotated as CASP-like protein 5A2. The transcript has 3 exons. Gene Ontology annotation, cellular component: membrane. Bases 240 to 791 code for a protein of 183 amino acids. NCBI's taxonomy places the organism in Eukaryota, Viridiplantae, Streptophyta, Magnoliopsida, Gentianales, Rubiaceae. The record is from RefSeq and is a predicted model, not a curated record.
UCCAUAACAACUCCAUCGCUGUCGCCUGGGAAUAUUUGGAGAUGCAAACGUCGUCGUCUGAAACACAUAUCCGUAUCACCAUCAUCAUCUGAAAGCAGUUCAGGAAUCUACCAUUCCGGCUCUAGAUCCUAUUCCAUAUAAGAACUUUCAGAUCAGAAACGACGACACUUUACAUUAGCUAGCUGCGGACCUUAGAUAUGAAUUCGAGGUAGAGAGAGAAGUUAUUAGUUGGAUAAAAGAUGAGUGUGAGUCACGCGACGGUGCAUCCAGUGCCUGUGGAAGCGCCGCCGCCGCAGACGGAGGAUCCGAAUGCGCCGCUAGCUGCCGGAGUGAGGAUGAAGGACAUCCAAGGGAUGCCUGGAACCGUCGGCGGCCUUUUCUUGCGUUUCGCUCAGUUCCUAUUCGCUGUGGUUGCUCUCUGCGUCAUGGCCGCGACUAAUGACUUCCCUUCCGUCACCGCCUUCUGUUACCUUGUUGCAGCUGCGGGCUUGCAGAGCCUGUGGAGCCUUGCACUGGCAAUUGUUGAUGUCUAUGCUCUUCUAGUUGGACGCAGCUUGCAAAACUAUCGACUUGUUAGCUUAUUUGCUAUUGGUGAUGGUGUCACUUCCACCCUUACAUUUGCUGCAGCCUGUGCAUCAGCUGGAAUCACUGUUCUAAUUGGCAAUGAUCUUGGUAGUUGUGACCAAAAUCAUUGCACAGAGUUUGAGACUGCAACUGCCAUGGCUUUCCUUAGUUGGUUUGCUGCAUUGCCGUCAUUUUUGCUCAACUUCUGGUCUCUUGCUUCAAGAUGAAGAGCGCGAAGUUGGUAUUUCUCGGAAAGAUGAUACCAUAAGGUAUCAUUUGAUGGCGUGCUGUUUGUAUGAUUGUUAUAAUAUUCUGAUGACACGUAUGUGUAAUGGAAAAUUGAUGCAGCACUAUUUGUACAUACACACUGUAAAUUGGUCAAAGUUUUGCCACAGUAUAUGAAAGGAUAUGAUUUGCGUUGUCCAGCC